Acanthoscelides obtectus is the source of this 11700-nucleotide messenger RNA. The record is from the annotation of a GenBank genome assembly. Lineage: Eukaryota; Metazoa; Arthropoda; Insecta; Coleoptera; Chrysomelidae.
ACCAUUUCCAUUUGGUUAUCCGCUUGAAUUUGAUUAUAAUAGGGCAUAGUCAUGAUGGUUUUCAACCUAGAUAGAAGAUGGACCUGGAAGAAUACGGCAUGUGGCAACGCUGUGCGCAGCUCUUUUUUCAGUAGAUUAAUGUCGGCCAUGUUAGUUGAUGUACUUUGAAGGAGGUGCAGUGGUUUUUGUUGUUUUCCUCCGUAAAACACAUUGGAUUCCGGCCUAAAAAUGGCAGGAAACACGGGAAUGGAGCAACUUAUUCCGAUCGUGAAUAAGUUGCAAGAUGCGUUCACACAACUCGGGGUGCACAUGACUUUGGACCUGCCACAAAUAGCCGUAGUGGGCGGACAAUCCGCUGGAAAAAGCUCAGUAUUAGAAAAUUUCGUCGGAAAAGACUUCCUUCCUAGAGGAUCGGGCAUUGUCACUCGUAGGCCUCUCAUCCUUCAGCUGAUAUUUGCCACUUCUGAAUAUGCCGAAUUUCUCCAUUGCAAAGGAAAGAAGUUUGUGGAUUUUAAUGAGGUGCGCCAGGAGAUUGAAGCAGAAACUGACAGAGUUACCGGUAGCAAUAAGGGCAUAUCCAAUGUUCCAAUCAACUUGAGAGUAUACUCACCAAAUGUUCUCAAUUUGACACUGAUUGAUUUACCGGGUUUGACAAAAGUCCCAAUCGGCGAUCAACCUGUUGACAUCGAACAACAGAUCAGAGGCAUGAUACUUCAAUUUAUCAAGAGAGAGUCAUGCUUGAUCUUGGCAGUCACACCGGCCAAUACAGAUCUUGCAAACUCUGACGCCCUGAAGCUGGCCAAAGAGGUUGAUCCACAAGGUAUUAGAACCAUUGGUGUGAUAACAAAGCUAGAUUUGAUGGAUGAAGGUACAGACGCUAGAGAUAUCUUAGAAAAUAAACUUUUGCCUCUGAGAAGAGGUUAUAUCGGGGUCGUGAAUCGAUCUCAAAAGGACAUAGAAGGACGCAAGGACAUAAACGCUGCAUUGGCUGCUGAAAGGAAAUUCUUCAUGACCCACCCAUCCUAUCGUCACCUCGCUGACCGUCUUGGCACGCCCUACCUCCAGAGGGUCCUUAACCAACAGUUAACUAACCACAUCAGAGAUACGUUGCCCAGCUUGAGGGACAAGCUGCAGAAACAACUGCUGCAGUUGGAGAGGGAGGUAGAACAGUUCAAGCAUUUCAGGCCUGAUGACCCUUCAAUCAAAACCAAAGCCAUGCUACAAAUGAUACAACAGUUACAGACAGACUUUGAUCGAACUAUUGAAGGAUCAGGUUCUGCACAGAUCAACACUAUGGAACUAUCUGGAGGUGCGAAGAUCAAUAGGUUGUUCCAUGAACGUUUUCCCUUUGAAAUUGUAAAAAUGGAGUUUGACGAAAAAGAGUUAAGAAGGGAAAUAGCGUUUGCUAUCAGGAAUAUACACGGUAUCAGGGUGGGUCUGUUCACGCCAGAUAUGGCGUUUGAAGCGAUAGUAAAGAAGCAGAUAUUUCGUUUGAAAGAGCCGUCGUUGAAGUGCGUCGAUCUCGUCGUUACAGAACUGUCAAACGUUGUAAGAAUGUGUACAGAUAAGAUGUCUAGGUAUCCACGUUUGAGAGAAGAGGCGGAAAGGAUCAUUACGUCGCACAUUAGGACGCGAGAACAAUAUUGUAAAGAACAGUUAUGCCUCCUCAUUGACUGUGAAUUGGCUUACAUGAAUACCAACCAUGAAGAUUUUAUCGGAUUUGCAAAUGCUCAAAACCAGUCCGAGAAUGCCGCUGCAAAAGGAACGAGAGGCACUCUUGGCAACCAAGUGAUAAGGAAGGGGUACAUGUGCAUCCACAAUUUGGGAAUCAUGAAAGGCGGUUCAAGAGAUUACUGGUUCGUUUUGACGUCCGAAAGUCUUUCGUGGUACAAGGACGAAGAAGAAAGGGAAAAGAAGUACAUGUUGCCUUUAGACGGGCUGAAACUAAGGGAUAUUGAACAAGGUUUCAUGUCCAGGAGACACAUGUUCGCCAUAUUCAAUCCUGAAGGCAGGAAUAUUUAUAAGGAUUUUAAACAACUAGAAUUGAGCUGUGAAACUUUGGAUGAAGUGGACUCGUGGAAGGCGUCGUUUUUGAGGGCGGGAGUGUAUCCGGAAAAACAGACUGAAUCCGCCAAUGGAGAAGAGAAACCGCGGGCAAGUAUUUCCAAUCAUCAGGAGAAAAUAUCACCAGUUCCAUGGAUCCACAACUGGAAAGACAAGUAGAAACAAUUAGGAAUCUCGUAGACAGUUACAUGAAAAUCGUCACUAAGACAACAAGGGAUCUCGUACCGAAAACGAUCAUGUACAUGAUCAUAAAUCACACCAAAGAUUUUAUCAAUGGAGAAUUGCUGGCCCAUAUCUAUGCUAGCGGAGAUCAGGCGCAAAUGAUGGAAGAAGCCCCCGAAGAGGCGCAGAAACGCGAGGAGAUGUUACGAAUGUACCACGCGUGCAAAGAGGCGUUGCACAUCAUAGGGGACGUUUCCAUGGCGACCGUGUCUACUCCGGUACCGCCGCCGGUCAAAAAUGAUUGGCUGGCCAGCGGAUUGGACAAUCCGAGAUUGUCUCCGCCCAGUCCAGGCGGACCUCGGAAAACGGCACCGCCCAUGUCGUCUGUCGGAGCUUCGGGCUCCUUGGGUUCAAGAGCCCCACCUCCACCACCAAGCUCGGGCAGGCCAGCUCCAGCGAUUCCAAACAGGCCUGGAGGUGGCGCUCCACCCAUGCCACCAGGCAGGCCCCAAGGUCAAGCACUACCCGCUCCUCUUAUACCAACUCGUAUCGCCGGCAGCAUGAUGGGUCAACAGCAGGUGGGUGGCGUGCAGGUACCGCAACAGGUCCAGAUGGCGGUCGGCAGAGCAGUCACCAACGCGGCCAUUAACGAACUCUCCAACGCCUUCAAAUUCAACAAGUAAAUUACCACACGUUUUUAUUUAUUUUCGUCUUUUAUAACCAAGUGUGAUCGUAUUGUUUUAAACUAACAUGGAGUUUGAGAGGGUGGUUUCUAAUAAACGCCGGCGAUGUAGACUGCACGCAUAGUUUGACACCUUGCGUUGUAUGCCUCAAUUACAGUGACGUUAGAAAUCAAACAAUAUCUACUGAUAAGAUUGAAAGAAUUUAAGCGCUACAUGCAGGUCGAUGGAUUUUAAAACUUGAUGACAAAUAUAAAUACAGGAUAGACAGUUCCUGAAAUUGUUUAUUCAUAUGCGAGCCCGAGUUCGGACAUUAUCUAAUUUUAUCUUAAAGUUUGUUUAAGGUUACAAAAUCUAUUUUUUCUUUUAUAAGACUUUAUCAAGUAAUAUGAUAUAUAAAACUAAACUGAAAUUGAUGAUAACACUAGCAAAUUGGUUUCAAGGAUAAUUUUGAUAUCUAGCUGCGUUUACAGUUCCGUCUACGAAGUGAAGUUUUACAAGGUCAAAAUCAGAUAAGCUUUUCUCCAUACCAUUAAACCUGAUGGAAACUUUACUUUUCCAUUUAAUCAGUCUUUAUGAAACGCUUUAUUUUUGUUUUUUAUAGCCCGGUAUCGGUGUCACCCGCACAAACAUCAAAUUUCGCUUCAUCGCUAAAAAUGAUCUUUUCCACAUAACCUGUUCAUUAGCCCACGCUAAUCGCCUUUUAUUUUGUGUUUCCGUAAGCAACAGCUUUUCUUUUGCCUAAAGCAAAGAUUCUACUGAAUAAAUGUGCCAUAUGUCCCUUAAAUGCAGCCUACUACGUACCUUAUAAAAGGACUUAUGAAUCCACCGACGGCUCGUUUCUCGUGAAGCAUUUCCUGCUGUUUCUUCAUUCCAUUUUGCUGUUAUAUCCCUUACAGUACCUCGACGACCAGCUUUACAAAUACGAACCAGAGAUAUUUGCGUUCCAUGGCUGAUCUUACGUGGCCUACCAACACCGUGUCUUGAAACUUGAGUUGAACCUGUGUCUCCAUACUUUUUUAUAUUAUUUGCCACCGUAGACUAAUAACUCUGAUUGCACCGUUUGUUGCUUUACUUGAUUCUUAAAUCAAAACGUCAAAUUAUAAACACCUUUUUGUUUCCAUGCCCUGCUAUUAUUUUCUUUUUAAUACCGUGUCCUAACAUUUAUGUAUCUGCAAAAUGUUGCGUUGUUAUCAAUAUUAGUUUGAUUUUAUAUUUCACUGUCUUAUAAAAGAAAAAUAAUUUAUGUUUUAACCUUACAAAAAUAAACAAACUUUUAGAUAAAAUCAGAUAACGUCCGAAAAUUGUUGUGCAAUGUGCCUUUCCGCGCCGAAACCGCGUCAGAACGUAUGCAUGCCAUCGUGAAAAGAAUUUCAAGCAAUAAAAGACAAACUUCAUACUAUGCUUUUCCAUACUAUUUUAAAUCUAAAUCUGGGUAUUUUACAUUGAUAUUGACUUAUUUUCUUCGGUGCUGUGCACCUAAUCUGUGGCUGUCUCUGCGCGGAACGGUGUUUUUCGCUGGCUAGUUUUUCUUGCAUAUGAUGCUGUCCAAAGUAUGGGUUCUUUUCAUCAGGCAUUAUUGAUUAUCAGCUAUCCAGUUUUGAAGUUACCUGUAUGCGAGGCUGCCUGCAGCAAAGGCACUUAUUGGAUACCACCUAAGUGUGCGUAUGUGAUGCGCUUAGUUCUUGCCACACAUAAAUUUGUCAAUAUUUUACUCCAGUUGGAGUGAUUUUACUAACUUUGUCUUUGAACAUCGUCAUGUGCAUAACAUUAUUCUGAUAAAUUCGUCACGAUCAUCUUAUAAAACCUAACAUGAUCUACGUUCGUAUUUAAAAUGAUAGAUAAAUUGUAUUAGAUGCUUUUUGAAUUGAUCUCUAAAAUAUAUGAAUUUUUAGAGUGUUCUACAUGUGUAAAAAUGCCGAUAACCUCCAUUAAAAACCACUGGCUGCAAGCUGUCUUUUUAAACAGGAAGUUAGCCCAUGUUUGGUUUUUGCGUCACAUUUUUUUGUUUUCUAACCGCAUUUGGUAUUUCGCACGUUUCGUUUACAAGCGGCUGUUUUGGGUAUCUCAAAUGUAGUAGAUGGGUUUAGUAGUCUGUUAACAAAACGCUGAUUCGAAAAAGUACUUUAUUUACUGUAUCAUAGUGCAUAUUUCCAUACCUAGUUUCUCAUCGACACCUUCAAAGUAUUGAUUCGUGAUAAACGGCAGUAUAAACAACUCAAAAUAUCGUAAGGUGAAAAUUUGAUGCAGCAUCACAAAAUCGGUGUAAAUACAGAAAUAUAAUGCCUUAGCAAAACCAUACAAGAACAUUCCAUAUACUAGCUAAAAAUAAAUUGUUAUGCCUCCUAGUUCGUAAGAUAACUAUAAAAAUUACCAGAGCUAUAUUCUAGUAUGUGCAUUGAAAAAGCAGGAUUCUAUUUGGUGCUUUGUAACUGCAUUGGUGACAAAUGAAGGGACGUAUUUAGUUCCAUGUGGUGCUUCCUGAAACUCUGACAAAAUGAUCGCUCCGAUAACUCUACAUGAUUGAGAACCUUGAGGGGCCCCAUUUUUAAGAAACCUGUUACUGGAAUUUGGAAUUACCGAUUCUAAACUAUGGAGAAUAAUACGCGUGUUAAAAUGAUCUAUUUUGCAACUGUGAGUUAAAUUAAUACAAUCGAAAAUUGCAGGUCCACUCUUCUGAAUGGUAAAUGAUAUUCGUUGUUUUAUAAAAGAUUUUUCUCUUCGGACAAUUGAACGAUUGGAUCAUACUUUGUUCUCAAAGGCUUCGGAGACUGCGCUAAUAAUACACGUGCUUCUUUGUUGCUGAUGAGGUUUCACAGUGCUAGUGGAUACUCUGCUUUACGAAGCGCACAUAUAAAAAAAGAGUUCUUCCGUGUAGUAUAAUCUAUAAAGUGUUUGUCUACUUGUGCUCUCUAGCAUACUUAGCUAUUGUUCGAGACAAUGGAAAGAGCAGUGCAUUUAGAAGCCAUACAUUGUAUUUUUAUUGUAAAGAUAAUACAUAAAAUGAUUUUGUUUCAAAUUAAACGUCGAAUAAUAUAUGUGCUUAUUUCGGAGAGGGAUAUAAAUAUAUAAAUUGAAUUAUUGGCCAUAAUAAAAUUCACUUUUAGAAACAAUGUAAAUGAAAGCAGGUCAUACGUAGAAGAGUUUGAGAAUUUUUAUGAUAUGAAAGGGUUUUGGAUUGACAUUGUGGACUCGGCUGUUGAGUAUCCCUAUAAAAAGAAGACGGGUAGGGACAAGUCAAGGCUUUGUGGUGGUCAAUCAAUGUCACCUACAGUCGAUAUAACUUUUCCAUGAAACAUUUUCUUGCCCAUGUUCACGUUGGAAGUGUGACACGUGGCGCCAUCUUGUCGAAACACGUCAUGGAGUCGUAUCCAUCAAAAUCUUGGAGCUUUAGGGCCAAAAACUCUCCCAGGAUUCGAACAUAACGUUCUGAAUUAACAGUUACAGGUUGCAAAAAGUAUGAUCUAAUCAAACCGCUAGCUGAUAUUGCUGGCCAAACUGUGACUUUUUAGCAACGAAGUGGUUUUUGACGCUUUAUCGACUGCUCCGCACUCCAGUAUCGACAGGUUUGCGUGUUCACAAAAGCAUUCAAAUGAAAGUGCGCCUCAUCUGAAAAGAGGAUGUUUCCCAGAUCGCAAAACAGCUCAAGCACUAGCACUGGAAAUUCUAAUCUCUUUGUAAGAUCAGUGUCCUUUAAUUCUUGGACGAUUUGAAUCUUAUAUGGAUGAAGUUUCAAGUCACGCUCAUAGUCGCUGAACGUCUACAAGUUGAGAGCUUUCCUCUAUUCUUUGAUCCGUUCAUCUUGUUCGCAAUGUCGAACCGGUAUCUGGAAACCUCCUCAACCAUUGCUUCAUCAAAUUAGUACUACGCCAGCGUUUCCGCCCGCGUUUCGCGGUUUUAUUUACAAAACAAAAAUUAAUUAAUUUAUGGCCCCACACUGUACAAGAGUCGUAAGUUCUUGAUCUCACUCUUCUUCAUUUUUAUUUUCAUUCCACAAAAAUGACAAGUUUGAUGGUGGUUAACGUGGAACGUUAACUCUUCUUUUGCAUCUCAUGGAUGCAAUAUUUUUAGAUACCGAAAAUGCAUACAACUUAGGUAUUUUCAAUGAAUUAGUAAAUGAAAGCUUUUUGUUUAAAUAUCUUCAAGUUUUGGCAGUGUUGAGUGACUUUGUAAUGCAUUGUUCUUUCAAAUUCUUCUGAAUAUAUGACGGCAUAUAGCAGUAGCCUUGAAUAGAUUGGCGCUAUGCACCACUAGUGCUGAUAUUGUUCACUUAAAUCGUAAAAUCAUAUAGAAGAAUGCACCUUUUUAAGUGAUUAUAGUGAUUCUUACAAUGUUCGAUCUACCAGUUUUCGUCUGCCUUACUACUACGUCUUAUUUGCUGUUUUCAUAUUUUCAUUUAUGGGGAUGUUAGAAUAUGAGAUUGAGUAAAUGCUUAUGGAGAAAUUAGAUACCAUUAAAAAGGAGCAUUGAAAGAAAAUGAACAUUACAAGCAUUGAUUUUAAAAAACGUUGCAAGAAUGAGUCUCCAAUGGAUUAGCCUAUAGUGGUAGUUACAGGCUUCAGAAAGUAGGGACUAGAUAAUUUUGGCGUAAAUGGGAAUAUUCCAACAUAAACGAUCAUAAGGGUCAUAGUGGUGAACAGUUGAUGCUUGUUUCCAAGCUGUUGGAUGAUCGCACAAUGUACGAAUUGCUAUAAAAAUGUAUUCAUUAUUUUGGCAUAUCAUAUAUACUAAGCCGUAGCUAUCAAAAUUAAAAUUUAAUGACCUAGGAGUUUAUAGAAUCGAAAUUAGGGAUAAAAAAGUAUUUAUUAAAUAUAAGUCAAUUAAUGACGUUACUUGUUACAUUUUUAAGGAGGUAGACAACAUACAGAGACAAAACUGUUGAAUGACGUUUUGCUAAUAAUUGCUUGUAUGUAAUCCAAAAUUAAAAUAUACCUCAGGUGAGAUUGAAGGCAAUUGAUAAAUCCAGAAGUAGAUAUUUCGUAGAAGGUUUAACAAAUAUAUAGAACUGUUCAAGAUUGCGUAGCAUUCCAAAAACUGUUUAUUUAGUACCUUUAUUUACAUAACGAGGACCUCCUUAUCUCAUUGCCCUUGGUAGAUACGAGACCUGCUUAAAUGAUGUUGGCCCAACUGGAAAAACUACAUUUUUUAUGAAAUUUGUCAUAUUAGCGGAAGAGUAUUAAAAACUAAAACGUAUUUCUGAUAACAUACGAUAUUGUUAUUUAAUAUUAGCAUAAAAUACAGUCAAAAAGUCUUACGAAUUCAAAAAAACUGCCGAUCAAUAAAAAUCAACGAAACCGAAUAGCAGGAAAUCACCACUACGUUACAUCGCAUUUUUGACCGAUUACUGCGUCGACUCAUACUAUUUUAAACACAUACUUCAUAUCUGGCUUGACCACUCCAAAAAAAUGAACCAUAAUUUGUGUUCUGUACUGAAUUAAAAACGAAUAAUAAAAAAAGUAAUUUGAGCCUACCUUGUAAGUUUUAAAUCUCAGUUUUUGGGCAGCUCUGUGACAAGUUGGUCUUGAAAACUUUUUUGUGGUUUCCUGAUUCCAAAAUAUUUUCAGUUCGUUAUAAUUAGUACGUCGAUUUUCGUUGAUGAUUCGUUUUAAGGCUCUUAAGUUGGUAUUGGAAUAACGCGGGCGACUUCCAGUUCUGGGUUUUUGAGCCACCGAUCCCGUUGUUUUGUACAAUUUAACAGACCAUUCAGCUGAAGUUGUCUCCAUCAUGUAUUUUGCUAUACACAAAUCAUUUUGCAGAGAAUAACAUUUCGAAAUAGCCGCGUCGGUUUUGUUAUCUUUCCAUAAACAUUUAAAGAAAUCAAAAAUAUUAUGUUUGAAAUAAAUAUACAAAUAUCAUGUUUUGGGGUGUUGAGCCAACUUCACUGAGACAGGCUCGUACAUUUAUAAUACAAAAAUUCCUUAUACAAAUACACUGCAGUCAGAAACCUGAAAAAGUCAAAAAUAAGGUCACUAUUAAACCUGAAAGAUGUUUGAUUCAAAAUAACAGAGGUACAACAUAAUAUUUAAUCUGUGUUUGAACCAAAUUCAAAAUGACAAAUGGCGAUCCAAGCCGCAUCUUAUUUUAUAUUACAGCUAAGCAAUAAUUUAUAUCAAACACACUUAUUUUAGUACAUCCUCAAAUGAUCGAUAUUUUAAAGAUUGACGUUCAAAAUUCAUCCUGAAAGUUCAAAAAACCUCACUGAGAAUUGGGUUGUAAUUGUUUCAACUGUUUUGAUGAAAGUAGUCGUUCGGUAGCCUUGGAUGUUUCAACAGAGCAAAAACAGAUGCAAUACUUGACAAUUUAACAAUUACUUUGUAUGUCUGAUAUAUUGAUGGUAUUGUAAAGAAAAAAUAUAUUUUUUAUUUUUAUGCUUAAAUACUCAUAUUGUAAUAUUGAAAAUUAUCGUUGUUAAAUAUUUAUAGUUAUAUCGUGUAAGUGGCCGAAAAAUAAGAAUAUAUUAAUGAUAUAUCGAGUGAAUACCACUUUAUUGUACUAUCGCAACGCAUCCUGUAGAUAUUGGAAGUAAUAUAUUCGUACUUACAGUUAAGGUCAAAAAUAGGAAUUGGUAAGAGCUUUCAUAAUCCAUUUGUUGUUUUUAAUUUAUUAUCUCAAACCUCAAGUCGACUUUUACCUAAAUUAUCAUAUUUUGGAUAAUUGAUGCUUUCUCAUUUCUCGUCACAUCCCUUGUAUCCAAUCCAAGAAUAAGAACCUACAGGGUGUUUGGUGCAUCGUUUGCCAAAUUGAAAUGCCAGACAGAGGAGGUCUUUUUCUAUCACCCCAAGUCCCUCAAACAGUUUUUAGCCCAACGGAAUUAAUUAUGUAGAUUUUUUAAUUUUUUUGAGUAAAAACUCCAAAAUGUAAUACACAAGGUGAAAUAAAAAUAAAAUAAAGAGUAUGUCCUCCUAAUGAUUAAUUGAUCUUAAUGGGUGAUGUUGUACCAAUCUUACAAAAUCAACAUUACUUGCCAGCAGCAUGUAGUUUUUUAUUUAUAAACUCACAAGGGGUUACAAAGAAGAACAAAAGAUGUAUCAGUUUUGAAUUUCUGUAAAAAAAAAACUAAAAGCGUUCACGUUCUUAGAAUUCUUUUAAAAACUACUCUAGUUUAUCCCGAUUCUUACGGUAUGCCAGAAGUCACAGAAAAGUUUAACUAACUUAUUGAAUUUACAAAUUUUAAUGUUGAUUUUGUAAGAUUGGUACAAUAUCACCCAUUAAGAUAAAUUAAUCAUUAGGUGGACAUACUCUUUAUUUUUUUUAUUUCACUUUGUGUAUUACAUUUUGGAGUUUUUACUAACUCUGUAUAACUGAGUUAGUCGAAACUUCGCAUGUCACAGUGCUGUCUUCAAUUUUCAUGCGUAUUGCAAGAAGAGUCCACUGUUGGGUUCGUACUGAAAAUUUUACCAAUUCUUAUUUUGUACCUUUACUGUUUUUGAAAACCGAUUCGGGAAAAGUACGUACACCUGUAUAUUGGAUCUAAUUUGAGUAGAUUUUGGAGGUUUUAUCCGCAUCAGUCAUUUCGUGCAAACAGAAUUGAUUCCUACAGCCAAUGAGUAUUUAAGUCAACAAGUAAAGUUGGCAUACCAUAAAUUUAACGGACGAUUCUUUGUGUAAUUUUAAGACACAACGUUUAUAUAAACAUAGGUCCGAAAAUUAUUUGUUCUCAAGAUGCAGGGUGUUAGAAUUUAAAAAAAAAUGUAUUUUCGAAAAUUUCUCAAACAUCCUUUACCUAAUUUUGUUGUAAUUUGGCGGUGGUAUUUAUAUAAUUAUAUAUAUAAUUUGAAUAAAUUUAUUAAGUUCAGUGGCGUCUGGAGUGGGAUCUAAACGAAUUGUUGUGACCAAAAAAUUUACGACACUAACUUGUUAAUUUUUUGUUAUGUUCUUUGGAUUGGGCAAAUAGAAAUACAACUUUUUGUCUCUUGAAUUUUUAGGGGUUUCCAAAAAAAAGGGCACUAGAUUGCCUAUCUCUGGACCGUACAAGGAAUAUGUGGAAACGUGUCUAUUGGGAAUGAUUAUUUUUUUAUUUUGUUCAUUAGUUUAGAUGUUUGUAUAAUUUAAUUUAGUGUUUAUAAUUAUUAGUAAUAAAUUAUAAAAAAAUAAUUACUAAAAAAACUUUUCCCCAUUUUCCUUGUGUUUUCCAAUUAAGUGGACUUUUCUCGAAAACUAAGCAAGAUACAAAAAAAUGCAAGUGACAAAAAAGUUUUAUUUCUCUUUGCUUAAUCCAAGGAUAAAAUUUGUUCAGAUCCCGCUCAAGACGCCACUGGACUUGAUAAAUUUAAGAAGUCAGGGCUAAAUUAGCUUUUUAAUGUUAUAAUUACCACCGCCAAAUUACACAAAAAUUAGGUAAAGGGUAUUUAAGAAAUUUACGAAAAAAACAUUUUUUUAUAUUGUAACACCCUGUAUCUUGAUAACGAAGAAUUGCGGACUUACGUUUAUAUGAAUUAUUUGUCUUAAAGUUACUGUUAAAUUUAUGGCACAUACUUGAUUAAGACCCUGUAUAAAUCUGCAUUUUUUGUCAGCUGCGCUUAAACGUUGAUUUUUCAUAUUUACUGAUAAGUGGUAAACUUAUUCUACUCAGAUUAAUGAAGAAAUAAGCCUGCUUUUUCUUUGUAAAGAAUAAGCUUGAUUCAGUUUAUUCCUUUAAAUGUUGUAAAUAUGAAUUUAUAAAUUGUUGAAGUUUCUUUGCGAUGACCGCAUACGUUGUUGAAGAAUCGGUUGAAAAAUGUGUGCACUAACAUAUAUUUAGACACAUCCAUUCAUGUAGUCCACUCUGAAUGUGUAAAUAUAGACGUAUAACAUG